Molecule: messenger RNA, 5115 nt
Organism: Rhinolophus ferrumequinum (greater horseshoe bat)
Lineage: Eukaryota; Metazoa; Chordata; Mammalia; Chiroptera; Rhinolophidae
Gene: ZFP91
Product: ZFP91 zinc finger protein, atypical E3 ubiquitin ligase
Exons: 11
Coding region: 179-1906 (575 amino acids)
Biological process (GO): regulation of transcription by RNA polymerase II
Cellular component (GO): nucleus
Source: RefSeq, a predicted model, not a curated record
GGGGCGGGGGGGGCGCCCUCGGAGCCAGGCGGAGGGGAGGGGGGAGAGGAGCGCAGAGGGAGAGUAAGCAGGACGCUCCGGGAGGCAGGGGGGCGGGGGGAGCAGCGCCGCGGCCGCCGCCGCCUCCGCCUCCGCCUCCGCCUCCUGGGACGAGGGGGUGGGGGACGGACGAGCCCCGAUGCCGGGGGAGACGGAAGAGCCGAGACCCCCGGAGCGGCAGGACCAGGAAGGGGGAGAGGCGGCGGUGGCCAAGGCGGCUCCAGAGGAGCCCCAACAGCAGCCCCCUGAGGCGGCGGCGGCGGCGCCCGCGGGGACUACUAGCAGCCGCGUGCUGAGGGGAGGUCGGGACCGGGGCCGGGCCGCUGCGGCGGCUGCCGCCGCCGCUGCUGCCGCUGUGUCCCGCCGGAGGAAGGCCGAGUAUCCCCGCCGGCGGAGGAGCAGCCCCAGCGCCAGGCCUCCGGACGCCCCAGGGCAGCAGUCUCAGGCCGCGAAGCCCCCGUCUCCAGCUCAGGGCAAGAAGAGUCCGCGACUCCUAUGUGUAGAAAAAGUAACAACUGACAAAGAUCCCAAGGAAGAGAAAGAGGAAGAAAACGAUUCUACCCUCCCUCAGGAAGUUUCGAUUGCAGCAACGAGGCCCAGCCGGGGCUGGCGCAGCAGCAGCAGGACAUCUAUCCAUCGGCAUCGUGACACUGAGAACACCCGAAGCUCUAGGUCGAAGACUGGUUCAUUGCAGCUCAUCUGCAAGUCGGAACCAAAUACAGAUCAGCUUGACUAUGUUGUUACAGAAGAGCAUCAAUCUCCAGGUGGCAUUAGUGAUGAGGAGGAGGAGGAGGAAGAAGAGAUGUUAAUCAGUGAAGAGGAAAUACCAUUCAAAGAUGACCCAAGAGAUGAGACCUACAAACCCCACUUAGAAAGGGAAACCCCAAAGCCACGAAGAAAAUCAGGGAAGGUGAAAGAAGAGAAGGAGAAGAAAGAAAUUAAAGUGGAAGUAGAGGUAGAGGUGAAAGAAGAAGAGAAUGAAAUUAGGGAGGAUGAGGAACCUCCUAGAAAGAGAGGAAGAAGACGAAAAGAUGACAAAAGUCCACGAUUACCCAAAAGGAGAAAAAAGCCUCCAAUCCAGUAUGUCCGUUGUGAGAUGGAAGGAUGUGGAACUGUUCUUGCUCACCCUCGCUAUUUGCAGCACCAUAUUAAAUAUCAGCAUUUACUGAAGAAGAAAUAUGUAUGUCCCCAUCCCUCCUGUGGACGACUCUUCAGGCUCCAGAAGCAACUUCUGCGACAUGCCAAACAUCAUACCGAUCAAAGAGAUUAUAUCUGUGAAUACUGUGCUCGGGCCUUCAAGAGUUCCCACAACCUGGCAGUGCAUCGGAUGAUUCAUACUGGCGAGAAGCCAUUACAAUGCGAGAUCUGUGGAUUCACUUGUCGGCAAAAGGCAUCCCUUAAUUGGCACAUGAAGAAGCAUGAUGCAGACUCCUUCUACCAGUUCUCUUGUAAUAUCUGUGGCAAAAAAUUUGAGAAGAAGGACAGCGUAGUGGCGCACAAAGCAAAAAGCCACCCCGAGGUGCUGAUCGCUGAAGCUCUGGCCGCCAACGCGGGUGCCCUCAUCACCAGCACUGAUAUCUUGGGCACUAACCCCGAGUCCCUGACACAACCUGCGGAUGGUCAGGGUCUUCCUCUUCUUCCUGAGCCCUUGGGAAACUCCACCUCUGGAGAGUGCCUCCUGCUAGAGGCGGAAGGGAUGUCAAAGUCAUACUGCAGUGGGACAGAGCGGGUGAGCCUGAUGGCUGAUGGGAAGAUCUUUGUGGGCAGUGGCAGCAGUGGGGGCGCUGAAGGGCUGGUCAUGAACUCGGACAUACUCGGUGCUACCACAGAGGUUCUGAUUGAAGAUUCAGACUCUACUGGACCUUAGGAGAAGGGAAGACUGGACACUGGGACAGCUCAGACUUUGUACUUAAAAGAUAAAAAGGACAAAAAAAAUUUAAAGCAUUUAAAAUCUAGUAAAAUAACUGAAGGGCCUGCUAUUUCCAUUUUGGAUCACAGCACACACAUAACACCCACCCCCUCUUCUCCCUCUACUGUCCCCUUUAUAAAAUCAUUGUUGCCUUUACCAGAAAGGUAAACAAAAAAGAAGAAGCUCUUAACGUGAGGGUUAUCCUCACACUCAGUUCCAGCCAGGCAGACUUCCCGCUCAUCAGCAGAUCCCCUUUUCCACCUUGCAACUCUGAUGUGCUCUGGGUCAGCUUUUAACUCUUACUAGUAUAUUACUGUCCUCUAAACCCAAACUCCUCCUUUACUGCUGCCCUGUGGUUCUGGCUUCUACCCAUUGCAGACAUUUACCCUAAAAGUAUCAUAUAAUUUUAAUCUUGGAGGCUGGCAGCUUGACUUGGCACUUUAGGGCCCCUUAGCAGGGUGAGCUGUUAAAACAGCACACAUCUCUCACCCCCUUUUCCUCCAGUCCCCACUGGGUUUCAGGAAGGAAGGGUACAUGGGGACCACCUCCCUCCCCUUUGACCCCAGCACCUCAGUCCUCCUGACACCUCCAUGUGGUUCUUAGUGGUGCUCACUUGCUUGGAAGCAGGCUCCCGACAGGGAGGGGGCUGCCCUCCCCAUGGUGUCUCUGACCAUAGGACAGGGCUGCGUGUCAGUGAGACAGUGAGUAAAGUCCCAGACUAAUGGCAGAAAUUUGCACUUUGAACAUGUGUGUUUUUGUGUUGUGGAACCUGAGAUUCCUUAUUUAUUAACGGAAAGUGAUUUUUUUUUUUUUUUUUGUCUUUGUUGCUAUUUUGUGUGGGGCUAGGAGAGAAUGGAUUAUUCUGACAUGGGGUCCUUUUCCAUAAGAGGUACUUUUGAAGGCAAGAUAUAGGGUUGAAGAAGCACAGCCAGCCUCUAAAAUCAUAGCUCUCCAGUGGCCUUUAAGCUGGUCCUCAGCACUAAUAAAAUCACUACAGUAGCUUAGUGCUUUUUCAGAAGCCUUGUUAGGGAAGAUUGUUAGGUUUGUGGUAAUUAGUGCUCUGUGAGUUUUAGAGCAUUGAGAUUUAGGAAUUUUGAGGGGAUGAGGAAGGUUGUCCAGGGUCUGAUUUAGAGAUAAAACAUUUUCUCCUAUGAAUUUGUUUUUGUUUUGUCACCAUCAUUUCUUUACACAUACCUCCCUAUUGGUCCAACUCUGGCCCCUUGCUUGGUUUUUGUUUUUGCUUCGCUUUAUCAUUGGUUCAUUCCAGCUCCCAAUUAGUGAAGGACAUUGCCAUUAGUGAAGGAAUAGUCUGAGUCAUACAGUUUUAAGUCAAAGAAAAUUGCUCUGUUUUGUUUUCCCUUUUAAUAACACUUUAGAAAAGGAAAGGCUUCAAUAGACAAAGUUAAUCUGUAGCUUUGGCUUUCCCUAAAAUUCUGGGAAUUACUGCUUCCUUUGAGAAGGAAUUUUCUUGCGUAGAUUGCUUAUUACUGUCCAUGAGAGAGACAGGUGUUGUUUUUGUACAAGUUCAUAACUCCAGACUAAAAACCAAUUUUGGCUCAGUUUUAGGGAAUUAAAAGGGCAAUUUUUAAUCCUUCUGUGUACCUCAGAAGAUGGAAUUCAAGGCUUGCCCUAUUCAUUGUUUGUCAGAAAUGUGCGAUGGCUUUUGGAAAGAAUGAAGUUUUGCUGAGAACAAUAUAAGGAACAGCUUGUUUUUCAAAAACACUAAAACUACAAAGUUUAUCAAUUUUCUCUUUGAUUUAUUUUUUUCCCAAAAAGAGGGGUAGCGAAAUGUCAUCUCUGAAAGAGGCUUACUUUACACCCACUAGUGUCAGUGUUUGGGAUGCCAGGGAAGAGGGAGUGAAACACCUACAGUGAACAGCCUUAAAUGCACUAUUGUUUCUUUUCAUAGUGUUGCAGAUUUGCCAUCUCUUCAACGUGGGGGUAGAAAAUCGACUAAGGAUAGGAGGGGUGUAGAAUAUGUUUCCUGCCCACAGUAAGGAUUUGGAGUUGGCUUUGGUAUGUUGGAUAAAUUUGAAAAUAUUGUAAGAUUGAUUGGGUGGGUCUACAACGCAAGUUGUUCCCCACACAUAUAAAUCCAUUUAGUACCAUUUCACUAGUUAGCAUCUAUUCCCCACAUUUACCUUUGUCACAUUUAUUUUAUCCUUUGUGUCCAUAAAUUACAUUUACUGGUUAGUCAUCAGGUAUUUUAGCCACAUACACAAAAGCAAACUGCAUUAAAAAUAUAUGUAUAAAUGAGAUAGAGGAGAAUACGUUUUUCCCUAUCUCACACUCCUCUCCCCACCAAAAACAAUUAGUUAUUGCUAAUAAUUAGAAACUUUGUUCUUUCUCCUCUAUUUUUUGUCCUCUUCAUAGCUACAAUUUGCCUAUAAUUUGCUUCAAUAAAUUAUAGCAGUUUGCAAUACAUUUUAAAAUAUUUUUCGUGAACUUGAUCUUUUUUCUUUUUGGGAAAAGGAUGCUGGCAUAGGAAAGAGUUGGUAUAAGUAAACUAACUUGUACUGGACCCUCUUCUCUUUUUCCUUUCUGCUCCUCAUGCUGUUUACUUCAUUGUUCUUCCAAGGAGCUCUUUUAAUCUUAAAAUUCUACAUUUCCUACUCUUACUCAAAUUCUGUAACCUUUUCUCCCCACUGCAUAUUCUCCAUCUUGAAUUGGACAUUUCUAGAUUCUGAAAAUGUAGUUGACAUACAAGCAUUAUUUCUGUGCUUCCCCUUUGUGGUUGCCCAGGAUUAUUUUGCAUAAUUGACUUAAUAUGCUUCAGAGAGUUUAGAUUAACACUGGCCGGGAUUACUGGGAGUAAAAAAUAUAUAUAUUAAGGUAUGGAAAAGCAUCCACCUAGAGCACUUGAACCUCUUUUGUACCUGUUUGGAGAAAAAAUAUAAAGAGUGUAUUAAACCUGAGGUUAUUACAGUCUGGUGAUUUGAAAUACCAUUUUUCUCUCCUGUCUUUUUCCCACUUUCCAAUGUACUCGAAAAAAUUGAAAAAUUGUAAUGAUCAAUUUAAAAGAUUUUAUUUCCUAAAAGCCUUUUGCCUGUUGUAAUUUGCAGGACCCUUCUCCUUUGAUGGGAGAGACAGGUAGUUAGUUACCUGAAUCUAGGUUGAAAAGGUUAUGUACAAAGAAAUUAUAAUAAAAGGGAUACUCUGCUUUUCAA